AUGUCUUGUGAAGGAGCUCAGAAGGCGGUUGGCGGGAAGGCUGGAGAGGCUUCUCGCGAGGAAGUGCGGCCAGACUGCCCGGUUCACGGCCUCGUGUUCACAGAGAGCGAAGUCGCGGCGUGUAAUGCAGAGCCUUGUUCGGGCGGCAAGUGCCUGGUUAUUUUUAAAAACUGCGUCUACGACCUCUCGCACUUUUCGCAUCCCGGCGGGUCGCACAUUCUGGAAGACCUCUAUGGCCAGGAUAUCACGGAACCGUUCGAAGAGGCUGGGCACUCGAUCAACGCACUCAGACUGCUGGACUCCCUCCGCGUCGGCGUCGUCGAGGAGCGGCGCGCGAAACACGUGGAGGAAGUCGGCGACCAGUGCGUCUGCGGAGACGCAUACAGCGGAAGAGCCUUUUCUGCGGUGCGCUACCGCGGGAAGCAAAGCGUCAAGAAACUGACUCCAUCAACUGAAGCCGUGAGCCUGUGGGGUCCUUCCGCGCCAGGCGAAGACCGCGACGCCCACAAACUGGUAGACUUCUCUAAACCGCUGCUGCCGCAAGUAUGGAAACUGGACUGCGAGCAGUACCAACGCCUUGUUGAUACACCCUACAUGAAGGAAGGCGUCCUCCCCCUCAUGCCAUACGCAUGGAUGGAGCCCUUCUCGAAGACGCAGUGGUGGGUGGUGCCGCUGGUGUGGCUGCCGGUUGUCUUCUUCAUGAUCUGCGAGAAUUUAAAGAUCUACUCGCCGGUCGCCUGCGCCGCCUACGUGCUUUUCGGGCUCUUCGCCUGGACUUUUGUCGAGUACUUCCUCCACCGCUUUGUCUUCCACUUCCCCGAGCACUGGCUCCCCGACAACCGACCCGUUCGCGUAGUCCACUUCCUCUUGCACGCCGUGCACCAUUUCUUGCCGCUCGAUCCGCUGAGGCUCGUGGUUCCACCUGCGCUGUUUGUCGUCCUUUCGGUCUUUGUAUACGGCUUGGUGAGUCUCGUGGUGCCGGCGUGGCUGAUUCGCGCGGCGUGGCCGGGUGGCAUGCUGGGCUACGUGGGCUACGACAUGAUUCACUACUCGACGCACCACUUUGCAGUUUUGGAGAGAUUCAGUCACAUUCGCGAAAUGAAGAACUACCACAUGCGUCACCACUACCGCUACCCACUGCUCGGCUUCGGCGUGAGUAGCAAGCUGUGGGAUCACGUCUUCGGCACACUUAUUCCCUCAGAAAAGAACUGA
This is a messenger RNA of Besnoitia besnoiti, 1212 nucleotides long. RefSeq names its product cytochrome b5 family heme/steroid binding domain-containing protein. The transcript has 3 exons. NCBI's taxonomy places the organism in Eukaryota, Apicomplexa, Conoidasida, Eucoccidiorida, Sarcocystidae. Gene Ontology annotation, biological process: lipid biosynthetic process; fatty acid metabolic process. The record is from RefSeq and is a predicted model, not a curated record. Bases 1 to 1212 code for a protein of 403 amino acids. Gene Ontology annotation, molecular function: fatty acid 2-hydroxylase activity; iron ion binding. Gene Ontology annotation, cellular component: membrane; endoplasmic reticulum.